Messenger RNA from Carassius carassius (crucian carp), 894 nucleotides. Its product is annotated as fibroin heavy chain-like. NCBI's taxonomy places the organism in Eukaryota, Metazoa, Chordata, Actinopteri, Cypriniformes, Cyprinidae. Gene Ontology annotation, cellular component: extracellular region. The annotation marks the transcript as partial. The record is from RefSeq and is a predicted model, not a curated record. Gene Ontology annotation, molecular function: peptidase inhibitor activity. The transcript is spliced from 4 exons.
CACAGGCAGAGAUCACAGGCUGGGAGGAUGACAGCUCGAGUGUAUUUCUCGUUGAUUGCUGUUUUUUCGUGUCUGUUCGGAUACUUGAGCAUAGCGCACGCUAUUCAAAGACGAACCACAGUGAAGCCGGGUCAGUGUCCCAUACCGGAGAUGAUUCCACUGUGUGCUAAAAGCUGUUUCCAUGAUGGCCAGUGUCCUGCCAUGCAGAAAUGUUGCCCAACCACCGGUGGCUUUGCAUGCAGUGAACCACGUGGUCAGGGAAGAGGUCAAGCAAGUUGCCAGGGAAGCGGAGCUGGUCAGGGCGCCGGACAGGGAAGUGGACAGGGUCAAGGAAGCGGCGCCGGACAGGGAAGCGGAGCUGGUCAGGGAGCUGGUCAGGGAGCUGGACAGGGAAGCGGAGCUGGUCAGGGAGCUGGUCAGGGAAGCGGAGCUGGUCAGGGAGCCGGACAUGGUCAGGGAAGCGGAGCUGGUCAGGGCUCAGGACAGGGAAGCGGAGCCGGUCAGGGUGCAGGACAGGGUCAAGGAAGCGGAGCCGGACAGGGUCAGGGAAGCGGAGCUGGUCAGGGAGGCGGACAGGGUCAGGGAAGCGGAGCUGGUCAGGGAGGCGGACAGGGUCAGGGAAGCGGAGCUGGUCAGGGAGCCGGACAGGGUCAGGGAAGCGGAGCUGGUCAGGGAGCCGGUCAGGGUCAGGGAAGCGGAGCUGGUCAGGGAGCCGGUCAGGGAAGCGGAGCCGGUCAGGGCUCAGGACAGGGAAGCGGAGCCGGUCAGGGACAGGGUCAAGGAAGCGGAGCAGGACAGGGAAGUGGAGCUGGUCAGGGAGCCGGACAGGGUCAGGGAAGCGGAGCUGGUCAGGGCUCAGGACAGGGAAGUGGAGCUGGUCAGGGCUCGGGUCAG